Molecule: messenger RNA, 1972 nt
Organism: Telopea speciosissima
Lineage: Eukaryota; Viridiplantae; Streptophyta; Magnoliopsida; Proteales; Proteaceae
Product: outer mitochondrial transmembrane helix translocase
Exons: 14
Coding region: 60-1874 (604 amino acids)
Biological process (GO): proteasome-mediated ubiquitin-dependent protein catabolic process
Cellular component (GO): proteasome regulatory particle, base subcomplex
Molecular function (GO): proteasome-activating activity; ATP hydrolysis activity; ATP binding
Source: RefSeq, a predicted model, not a curated record
UAGGGAACGCCGAGAUUGAGAGUUUGAAGAGUGAAGAGAGAAGGAGAUACACAGACAAAAUGGCCGCUCUGAAACGAAUUCUCAGGUCAGGCCAGGCCUGGCGGACGAUCAACUACGUUAAAUCCUUAACGUCAUUUUCUUCGCCUUCUGCAACUCGAAAUCCUCAACGCCGAUUCUAUUACCAGUCUCUCGCUUACAACAUGCAGCCCAGAACAUCUGAAGGAUUAUGUUUAGAAACAGUAUCGGGAUUUUCUGGGUUAUUUUCAAUACUGCCAGCUGUCUUGGCUGGGGUCCUAGGAGUUGGACUGCAACAAUUGUCUCAUGCAGAUGCCAAUACGGCUGAUCCUCAGGUUCCUCUGCCGUCAGAAUCUCCAUCAAAUUACACUGAUUUGGAGAAAAUUGCUAAGCAAGAACGACUUCGAUUGGAAGAGUUGCUUAAAAGUAAAGGAAUGUUUUAUGGCUCCUAUCCUAGAUUUACUGUUGCUAUAAAGGGUCAAAAGGUCACAAUCAAAUUCCAAAUUCCUCCAACAUGUGAAGCACCACACUUGAUUGUGGACCUAGUUUCACGUCUCGGAUUGAAAGCUGAUGAACGUAGUGGUGGAUCGGAUAUGGUACUGCGUGCUUGGGACAGUACGGUUGCCUGGCAAAUAACGUUGAGACGCCCAGAAAACCAAAAGGAAGUUGGAGCAGAUAAGGAAGUUUCAAAUGACAAGGAUGAACGUGAGGGAGAUUUAUGCAUCCUCAUAUUUCAGUCGCUCAUCAGCUCUGAUAAUGCAGAAAUUGAGUUCAUAAAGCAGGGUAGUUUCAGUGAGAAGGAGCUUGAUGCUUUGGUGUCUGCACUGAAAUUAGCUGGUGGAAGGAUGGCUCCGAGGAGGGCCUUGGAAAGAAGAACCAGAGGAGCAGAAAACAAACCAUAUAAUGAACAGACACCUUCUGCUGAAAAAUCAGCCGCUGCAUUGGAGGCCAUGGGAGUGAGAGUUUUUGGACUCAAUGGAUCCCUUGCAGCUUUUGACAAUGAGAUAUCAUGGGAUAAUUUUGCAGGAUAUGAUCAACAAAAACGUGAAAUAGAGGACAUUAUACUGCUGGCUCUGCAUAGCCCUGAAGUAUAUGAUGAUAUUGCUCGUGGGACCCGGUGUAAGUUUGAGUCCAACAGACCUCGUGCUGUGCUUUUUGAAGGUCCACCAGGGACGGGCAAGACAUCUUGUGCUCGGAUAAUUGCUAAUCAAGCGGGUGUCCCGUUGCUGUAUGUGCCACUGGAGGUUGUAAUGUCAAAGUAUUUUGGUGAAAGUGAGCGUUUGUUGGGGAAUGUGUUCUCUCUUGCCAAUCAGUUGCCCAAGGGUGCAAUCAUUUUUCUUGAUGAGGUGGAUUCUUUUGCUUCUGCUCGUUGUAAUGAAAUGCAUGAAGCUACACGUAGGAUUCUAUCCGUAUUGUUGCGGCAGAUUGAUGGAUUCGAGCAAGAGAAGAGAGUGGUGGUAAUUGCUGCAACCAAUAGGAAGCAAGACCUUGAUCCCACUUUGAUAAGUCGAUUUGAUUCAAUGAUUACUUUUGGGCUACCAGAUCAACAGAUCCGUCAGAAAAUUGCAGCACAGUAUGCCAAGCAUCUCAAAGAAUCUGAAUUAAUUGAAUUUGCUGCAGUUACAGAAGGAAUGUCCGGGCGGGAUAUCAGGGAUAUUUGCCAACAAGCAGAGCGGCACUGGGCCUCAAAGAUAAUUCGAGGACAAGCACCUAAUGAUGCAGAACAAAUGCAUCUUCCACCGCUUCAGGAAUACAUUGAGAGUGCUUUGAAUCGACAGAAGGCUCUACUCAGUAUUUCAGACCUGACAAACCAAAAGUGUAAUGUUUCAAUGAAAAAGAGCCCUUUAAGUUUUGAAUAAUGGACGAUGUACAUAGAUGUGAACCGUAAAGCUAAAAGGGUACAUGGGCAAAUUUAACUUAAUAGUUGAUAUAUUCAAUUUAGAAGUCGUUUGUCAGU